This is a messenger RNA of Chrysemys picta bellii (western painted turtle), 1727 nucleotides long. RefSeq names its product oxidoreductase NAD binding domain containing 1 (gene OXNAD1). The record is from RefSeq and is a predicted model, not a curated record. NCBI's taxonomy places the organism in Eukaryota, Metazoa, Chordata, Testudines, Emydidae. Gene Ontology annotation, cellular component: mitochondrion. Gene Ontology annotation, molecular function: oxidoreductase activity.
CGGGGCAGGGCCCUGCCAGAGAGCGAGGGAAGAGAGACGCGUCGAGCCCCACUUAGCGCCCAGAGCUAACGGGGGGACGGGCAGGACCCGUGCACUGCCUGCGGGAGGGGGCGGAGUUAUGUUCGGCCCUAGCUUUAGGCGGAGGUUUCCUGUGAUGCGGCUUUCGGCCAGUUGUGACAGAAAUCUAAUACAGGGAAUAGCGGUUCAGAAAGUGACAGACAUAGGAGGGUGUGAGUGGCUGACAGGAAAUGUUUCGACGUGGUGCUACAACCUAAUCUAGCGAUGUGGAUCUCCUAUAACGUGUGGCACACAUGUAUGCACUACACAAAACCUAUUGCUUAUAUGCUUAUUAAUAGUGCCAGCAGUCAGCUUUAGGAUACCUCUUAAAUAAGUUGGCAAUUAAACCUUCUAUAGAAGUGACAGUAUGGUUAUAAGGCCCUCGUGUUAUGCUCUUAAGAAAAAAGAAAAGAAGACUGGCAGCUUUUUGUAGGAGCUGGUGACUUUGACCAGGGAACACCAUGGCCCACACUACCAUUUCUGCAGCUUUUGCUAUUCCUCAGUUACUGAGAGGUACUGCUCGAAUUUUCCCCACUCAUUCUGCAUUGUUACGGUUGAAGUACUCUGCUUUGUGUUCCUGCACGAUGAAUGGCACAAUGAAAUCCAAAAGGAAAACGGAUCAUCUGGAGAGAACGGCAAAUAACUUUCGACAGGAGGUUAUUACUCCAGCAAAAGUGUGUGGCAUCACCAAUGAAUCUGAAACAGUUAAAAGACUUCGCUUGGCUGUCACAAAUAAGGAUUUUACUUUUAAAGCAGGACAGUGGGUAGAUUUCUUUAUUCCUAAAGUUGCCGUAGUUGGUGGAUUCUCAAUAUGUUCCAGCCCUGGUCUACUGGAACAAGAGGGAGUAUUGGAACUGGCAGUGAAACAUACUGUACAUCCUCCUGCUCACUGGAUUCACACUCAGUGCUCUCUUGACUCAGAAGUGGCUCUGCGAGUGGGAGGCAAUUUCUUCUUUGAUCCUCAACCUGCUGACUCCCCUGUUAACCUUGUGCUGAUAGCAGGGGGAGUAGGAAUCAACCCAUUGUUUUCCAUACUGCUACACGUAGCAGAUUUUCAUAGAAAUCAAGAGAGUGAAGAAAAUGGGUAUAAAAUGGGAACAGUGAAGCUGUACUAUAGUGCAAAAAACACAAAUGAACUCUUAUUUAAGAAUAAUAUCUUUGGUUUGAUGAACGAAUUUCCUGGAAAGAUCACAUGCAGUUUCCAUGUUACCCAACAGAGUUCACAAAUCUGUGAAGAACUUCAGCCAUAUAUCACUGAGGGAAGAAUAUCUGAAAAGGAACUAGAAAAACAUGUGUCUAAGGAUACUUUAUGGUACAUCUGUGGUCCACCUCCAAUGAUAGAAUCUAUAUCCAAACUACUAGAAAACUUUGGUGUUCCUACAGACUGCAUUUACUUUGAAAAGUGGUGGUAGCUACAGCUACUUGGCAGAAAAUAAAAACUGAAAACAACUAAUCUAUGUAUUUUGGUAAAUAAAGUGUCUGAAAUGCACAGAAGAUGGACUCUACUGUGACCUCACUGACUGCAAGAUUUCACUAUACGCACAUGACAUCUUCUUGUAUUUAGUAAUAAUUCCUAAAUUAUCCUAUAAUGCACUCUGAUUUGGGUCAUUAUUGUUUUAUUGCUUUUGGAAAAAAAACAGUGUAUUUUGUAUUAAAGAUAUGAGCCAUUU